AUGGCCCUCACAGGCCGAGAGAUCCAAUCAAUUGAUGAAUUCCCAUGGACCUGCACUCGCCUCCAACAUCCUCUCCUAGAAGGAUGCGAGGAUCUGUGGUUAGACGACCAGGAACGGAAACUGUAUGCAGCAUGCAGCGCUGUAGACUCCAGACAAGGAUGGAGUCCUGGUGGCAGCAAAUUCAACGUCUCUGCGAGGUCCCAAACGGAUCAUAUCGCAGUGUUGAACAUUGACCAACCUGGCUCGGACGGGCUGUAUGGCCUCCACAAGCUCAAAGUUGGUGGCUAUCUCGGCGAUCUGGAUCUACAUGGAUUCGAUGUGCGCCGUAUUGAAGGCAGACUUCGGUUCUGGUUGAUCAAUCAUAGGCCCCCAGUCCAUCCUACAACAGGCGAGUUCCUUGAUGCCUGGGUCGUUGGUGCGAACUCCACAAUUGAGAUAUUUGAUUUGAACGAUGCCUCAGAGACACUUGAACAUGUCAAAACUAUAGCCAACGACGCGAUCAUCUCGCCUAACAACUUGGCCGUUGACAAGGAUGGUUUGGGGAUCGUGAUUACCAAUGACCGCAACGCCAAAGUUGGCACUUUUGUGGAGUUGGAAAUGUUGAUUGGCGGAGGAAGUCUCACCUAUUGUCGAUCUGAUACAGGAAAGUGCCAUGUCGCUGCCAACAAGGGGUUUUCCUUUGCCAAUGGGAUCGUCGAAGAUAACGGGAUGUACUAUGUGGCUCAUUCAGUGACUGGAAUCGUGACUGUUCACAAAUUAGUUGGCGACCAGUUGAUUCAAGUCGAUAAAAUCAACACAGGAUACCCACUCGAUAGUCUGUCGCUCGACGCAGAUGGGAACCUCCUAGCUGCCGCAAUUCCGAACUCCAUUGCGUUUAUGAAGUCCAUAGAAGAUCCACAUAGCUUUGUUGCCCCUGCUACUGUUCUCGCGAUUAAUGGAAUAGCCGCUCAGCUGAGGACUCGCAGCGGGAAGGACUGUGAGGUCUCGAAGCUGGUGGAGGACGGAGAUGCCAAAUGGCUUCCUAGUUCGACUGUUGCAGUGCGGGAUGUCAAGUCCCACCGCUUGUUCCUUGGGGGAGUCUGCUCGCCAUUUAUCACCAUAUGUGAGCAGCAUGUUUAG
Penicillium expansum is the source of this 1119-nucleotide messenger RNA. RefSeq names its product SMP-30/Gluconolaconase/LRE-like region. The transcript is spliced from 2 exons. Lineage: Eukaryota; Fungi; Ascomycota; Eurotiomycetes; Eurotiales; Aspergillaceae. Bases 1 to 1119 code for a protein of 372 amino acids. The record is from RefSeq and is a predicted model, not a curated record.